AUGUUUCAGUUACUUUGUUGCAGAGCGAGUAUCACCGCUCCAGGUCGGCCAUUGUUGUUGUAUUCACGGAUUAAUAAAACAGCGGCGGACAAAUGGAAACUUUCACGGUAGGGUUAUUACAUGACCUAUGUACCUGCUUUGGCUAUAGAGUGGCAACUAGUGUUUUGCAAAUGAACCAUGUCUCAUCCGAGCCAUUAUUAACAUUGAAUUAAUAUUAUUUUUUACCUAGAUUUGGUGGGUCAUUCACUCUUAGGUGUACUAAUAUCGGUGGGAUGUACUCAUCUAUUGUGUCUGAAGACUAGUCACUCUGGCCAAUAACCCAGAAAACAUUAAAAACAAAUUAUUGAUAUGAAGUUUGAUUAAUGAUUUUAAUUGAGGAAAACAGUCAUCAGAUUAAUUGAUAAUAUUUUACUGGUUUCCAACGACCAUAGCCUAACAAAUAUACAGCUUUUGUGACAUAAGUAUUGCGAAACUGUCAUAAUAGUUUACCAACUGACCUGUUGUGUGGAUAUUCUUUUUUCAGUGGGUUUAAGUCUCCAGGAUCCAAAGGGUACAGUUCCUCACAGCAGCCUGGAAAUACUGUCAGUCGAGCCUGGUUCUUUACGAAAGGAGCUGUCCGCCAGUCUGCGACCCGAACAUCCAAACCCCCGGGAGUGGCUCUGAGGUUCAUCCUCGGACCAGCAGUACUCACAGUCUCUGGACGACUGUUUUGCCAUGUCGCUUACUGUGAGGCAGAUGAGAACAACAACAUCUCAUUGGAAGUUGACCCCAAAACCCCUGUGCCUGACUUCAAAUGGCAUAUCCUUUGGGAGUUUGUCAAACCUCAGUUGCUCGCUCUCGUUAGUGCUGUGGUGGUAAGCCUGAAUCACUUCACUCAUACGUUAUCAGUGUUUUUAAAAGAAGAUGUAAUGGCACUUUUAAGAUGAUUGAUUACAUUUGUAUUGUAUCUUUUCAGCUUGCAUUUGGUGCAGCCAUCUUGAAUAUUCACAUCCCACUGAUGCUCGGAGAUCUGGUGAAUGUUGUGGCACGUUUCUUGAGAGACCAAUCAAGGAGUUAUGUGCAAGAAAUACAGGGGCCUGCACUGAAAUUGCUUGGGCUUUACAUUUUCCAAGUAAGCAAACUAAUCUAUAAAUGCCUAUAAAUAGCACACUUUACAUCUAUGACAAGAGUCUAAUCCUGACAUACUGUCACUUUCAUAGUAACAAUAAUGAAGUAUUUAUUAGGGGUUUAACUGGGCUUUUAUUUCGCAGUAAAAUAUCUGAAAUCAAAUGUGAAUAGUAGACACAUUCAAAAAUAACAGCUUUAGAAUAGCAGGUGCCUUGAUGAGGGUGAGCGUAUGAUGUCAGCAUGACAAUCUCAAGUUAUUUUUACUCUAGAAAAAUGCGCAUGAAAACCUGAAAAUGUCACAUCUGUUUCAUAAAGGAAGAUCUCUAAUCAGCACCUUUGUGCAGGGCCUGCUGACAAGUGGCUACAUCAUCCUGCUUUCAAGAGUGGGGGAGAGAGUGGCAGCAGACAUGAGGAAGACUCUCUUUGCAUCAUUACUGAGGUACAUUCUCACUAAUGCUGGAGUAACUUAUUGUGAUGUUUACAGUCAUUUACUUUGCUCAUGGCUGGCAUGCAUCUGAGUCCAUUUUAUGUUACAUUCUGUCUCAGGCAAGAUGUAGCUUUCUUUGAUGCUAAUAAAACUGGGCAGCUGGUGAAUCGUUUGACUGCUGAUAUUCAGGAGUUCAAGUCAUCCUUUAAGCUGGUCAUCUCUCAGGUAAAAAGUGCUUCAUUUUUGACAGAUACCACAGAUAUGUGUUUCUGUUUAAGCUGUCAAGAGUUUUUUUUUUCUUACCUAUUUUUAUCUUGCCUCAAGGGUCUGCGGAGUAUUACACAAACGGUUGGCUGUUUCUUCUCGCUAUACGUCAUCUCACCCAAACUGACAGGCUUGACAGUUGUGGUUCUCCCCUGUCUAGUGGGAGCAGGAGCUCUCAUCGGCUCAUUCCUCCGCAAACUGUCUCGUUUGGCUCAAGAGCAGGUGAUACCUAAUGUAGAAAAUAUCACUGUUAUUAUUACAAUUAUAGCUUUGAGUCUUACUACUAUGCUAGUAGAGGGUGCUCUGCAAAUACAAAGCUUUUAUAAAGCCUUUAUAUAGAUAAAGAACAGCUUGAUUUUAGUAUGUAUUGUAUGAUAUGUAAUUCAGGACAAAAAUUAGCAACUGUAGAUCAGAAGUUACAGUGAGUACUACUGUUUGCUGGCACUUCAUGGCUGUAACUACAAACAUUAAGUAUGUUUUUACACAGUAACCUCAAACCUUUUUUUCAGUACCUGCCCUUAUAGCAUAUUCAAAAGGAGACACAAUGAAACGGAAAUUUUCUAGCAGUGAACUCGUUAUGUCAUUUUUAUUUGUCGACUUCUUUGUCUUUGAUCUAAGGUGGCAAAAGCGACAGCAGUGGCUGACGAGGCGCUUGGCAAUGUGCGUACAGUGAAAGCUUUUGCGAUGGAGGAGAGGGAGCUCCAGUAAGUGAAAGUGGACAUGUUUUCUGAUAUACAUUUUUCCCCAGUAGAGACAAAGACAACCAUAUAUUAGAGGACAAAUGUCAUAACUCUAUAAGCAUUUUCUGUCCUGCAGGUUGUAUGCAUAUGAAGUUGACAAAUCAUGUGAAAUGAACGAAAAUCUCGGUGCUGGAAUUGCAGUUUUCCAAGGACUAUCAAACAUUGCAUUAAACUGUGAGUGUAUUUGUAAAUGUUAAUUAAUGAGACUUUGCUAAGGAGAUUGGUACUGUGUCUGACAAUAGUCUAAAAUCUGCAUGUGUUAUCUUUAAUUGCAGGCAUUGUGCUUGGAACUAUUUUUGCUGGAGGGACUUUAAUUUCAAGCAAUGAAAUGUCCCCUGGAGACCUCAUGUCUUUUCUGGUUGCUUCCCAGACAGUUCAAAGGUACAAAAAUACAGCAUGUUCUUUAUAAAUACAAAGAUCAGUUUUAUGGAAGCCAGUGUUUGAAUACAACGGUAUUCUUCUUGUUUUUAGGUCUCUAGCCAGUAUCUCUAUCCUUUUUGGGCAGGUAAGAAAAAUCAUCCUGACAUACCCUUUGUUGGAAUCUGAAACACUGUUAAGCAAGAAACUAAGCUGUCAGUCUCUGUGGGUAUAACAGAUGGUACGAGGGAUAAGCUCUGGUGCUCGGGUUUUUGAAUACCUCACUCUAAAGCCAACCAUCCCAAACUCUGGAGGAGGACGCAUCCCGUACCAUUCUCUGACAGGAAGAGUGGACUUCAUGAAUAUUUCAUUCAGGUUGGGACUCGUCCUGACUCCAUUCUGGAUAUUAUCUGAUCAUAAGGUCAUAGCAUUAAUUUUUCUUUUUUGAUUUCAAGUUACCCAACAAGACCUGGACAUCAGGUCCUGAAUAAAUUCAACUUGACGCUGCCCCCAUCUAAAACGGUUGCCAUUGUUGGAGAGUCUGGAGGAGGUAAUUUCAUUGCAACUGAUACACAAUGAAAAUGCAUAAUGAGAUCAUGAAACGGAGCUUGUGAUGAUUUCAUCUGUUACAUUUUAGGAAAGUCAACUAUUGCAUCCUUGCUGGAGCGUUUUUAUGACCCAACCAAUGGUGUCAUCAUGCUGGAUGGACUGGACAUCCGAACACUUGAUCUGUCUUGGCUGCGGGGACAAGUCAUUGGAUUUAUCAAUCAGGUAAAAAUUGAUCAUCCUUCAUGCAUCUCCGUUUUUUUUAAUAGUGAUGCCAGUUCGGUCAUGUUUGUAUAAUCUAUAACACUUGUUGGUAUCCAGUUUUCACAAUGCUUUCCCUGUGUCCACAUAGGAGCCAGUUUUGUUUGGCUCAUCUAUCAUGGAGAACAUCCGCUUUGGAAUGCCUGAGGCCACAGAUGCUGAGGUCAUUUCUGCUGCCAAGCAGGCCAAUGCUCAUGGCUUCAUUACAGCUUUCCCAGAUGGAUACAACACUUUCGUUGGUAUGCCUUCUUGUCAGAGAAUUUUCAACACCAAAAUUUGUGCUUGUUCCAGGUCAGUAUUAAACUCUGGAUUUCUAACCACCAGGGGAGCGAGGUGUGACAUUAUCAGGUGGCCAGAAGCAGCGCAUCGCCAUUGCCCGAGCCCUAAUCAAAAACCCCAGCAUCCUUGUUCUGGAUGAAGCCACCAGUGCUCUGGAUGCAGAAUCGGAGCGGGUCGUGCAGGAGGCUCUGGACAGGGCCACAAGGGGUCGCACUGUGCUCAUCAUUGCCCACCGUCUGAGCACCAUCCAGGCUGCUGACCUCAUCUGUGUCAUUAGCAACGGCCAUAUUGUAGAGGUGAGGAAGCGCAGUAUUCAGAGGGGAUGGAGCCCUUAUCUCCAUACAGAAGUUAAUUUAUUUGACUCCUUUGCAAGUUCAAAUAAGUUUUUAAUUGAAGUGAAAACACUUGUUCCUUCAAUCUCAACAAAGUAACCGUGUAAUGAAUUUGUAACUAUAUCUAACACCUACGUUUGUUCUUUAAAGGCUGGGACUCACCUUGAACUGCUGGGCAGAGGAGGACUAUAUUCUGAUCUGAUCCGCAGACAAAGGGCGGAGGAGCAGAAAUGA
This is a messenger RNA of Xyrichtys novacula (pearly razorfish), 4547 nucleotides long. The record is from the annotation of a GenBank genome assembly. NCBI's taxonomy places the organism in Eukaryota, Metazoa, Chordata, Actinopteri, Labriformes, Labridae.